Lasiodiplodia theobromae is the source of this 2070-nucleotide messenger RNA. Its product is annotated as Flavin-binding monooxygenase. Bases 1 to 2070 code for a protein of 689 amino acids. The transcript has 2 exons. The record is from RefSeq and is a predicted model, not a curated record. NCBI's taxonomy places the organism in Eukaryota, Fungi, Ascomycota, Dothideomycetes, Botryosphaeriales, Botryosphaeriaceae.
AUGAAAAUGGAGGAAGCGGAUAUGGUCAUUGUCGGCGCUGGCUUCGCCGGCCUUGCCAUGGGCAGGACGUAUUUAAAGCUCAACCCGGAGGUAAACCUACUGAUCUUAGAUGCUGGAACCGCCAUCGGUGGAGUAUGGGCUCCAGACCGGCUCUAUCCGUUCCUCCGCGCUGUCAGCCAGCUCGGGCAUUUCGAGUAUAGCGACUUCCCCAUGACGGGCUACGGCGUGGCACCAGAAGAGCACAUGAAAGGCGAGGUGAUCCAGCAGUACCUGCAAGACUACGCCGACACCUUCGACCUCACGCGGCGCACGCGCCUCAACAGUGUCGUCCAAGAGGCCGAAGACAAGGGCGCUUCGGGAUGGCUCCUCACCAUCUCGACGAAAGAUGGCAACGGCAAUCCCCAGACCUACCACCUCCUCGCUUCCAAGCUCGUCGUGGCAACCGGCUUGACGUCCACCCCCAAAAUCCCCUCCUUCCCCGGCCAAUCGCACUUCGACGCCCCCGUCAUCCACAGCCGAGACUUCGGCCAGUACUCACCCCAAAUCCUGCGCCCAGGCUCCCGCGUCGCCGUCCUCUCGGGCAACAAGUCAGCCUGCGACGUCGUCUACGCGGCAGCGGCGUCCGGUGCGGCCGAGGUGCACUGGAUCCUGCGCUCGUCGGGCCACGGGCCGUGCCUGAUGGCGCCGCCGCGCAACGCGCGCAACGUGCUGGGCGAGGAGCUGCUCACGACGCGCGCCAGCACCUGGCAGAUGAGCCCGUGCAUCUGGGGCCCCGCCGACGGCUUCGGCUGGGUGCGGGCGCUGAUCAACCGCACGGCGCGGGGCCAGGCGUGGAUGCGCGACGCCGCCCGCAACGGCCAGGCGGGCAUAGAGAGGGCCAACGGCUACGACUCGCACCCGGAGCUGGCCAAGCUGCGGCCGUGGACCGAGGUCUUCUGGAUCGGCACGGGGAGGGGCCUGCUCAACUAUGGGAAGCCCGACGUCCUGGACUUCGUGCGGGAAGGGCGGAUCAAGGUGCACAUCGCGGACGUGGAAAGCCUGGCGGAAGGCCGUACUAUCAAGCUGUCGAACGGCGAGGAGCUCGCUGGCAUCGAUUCCUUUGUAUGCUGCACCGGCUGGAAGCAUGAGCCCAACCUCCGCUUCACGCGCGACGCCGGGCGCGACAUCGCCGCCGAACUGGGUCUACCGCACGCGUACGACCCCGCCGUGGAUGAAGACAACCGCAGAACCGCUCUCCUCGCCCGCGCCGACAACGAAAUCCUGUCCACCCUCCCGCGUCUGCGCGAGCAACCGCCGCCCGCGACGUGCCCGCCACAGUAUCUGGCCGCUCAGAAAACCGCUCCCAAGGCGGCACGGAGGACGGAGGACGACGAAAUCAUCAACCAACCGACCCGCUCCCUGGCCCGAGCCUACACCCUCUACCGCUUCAUGAUACCACCCUCGCACUCCCUCCCGCACCGCCACCACCACCGCACCAUCGCCUUCGUCGGCUACGCGCGCACCGCCUCGACCGCGCUGAUGGCGCAGACGCAAGCCCUCUGGCUCUCCGCCUUCUUCAUGGGCCGCAGCCUGCCCGCCCUAAACCGGAACGGUGGAGCAGCACAAGAAGAAAAGGUCGAGUACGAAGCCAUCCUCCACGCGCGCCAGGGCCGGUGGCGGAAUCCACUCGGCUUUGGUGCCAUCGUUCCCGACUUCACAUACGACGCGCUGCCGUACAUCGACCUGCUGCUGCGCGAGCUGGGCUUGCCGCGCUGGCGGAAGCGGUGGAGUCCUCCCUCUUGGCUUUCGUUCCUGCCCGUGUCGGUGCCGGCAUUGUGGAGGGAGGUGUUCGAGUGGUACGGUCCCGUCGACUAUCGCGGGUUGGUGGAAGAGUGGGCGGCAAAGGAGGGCAUUCCUCUUGGUGGUAGUGGGAAGGGAAAGGAGGGGAUCGUUGAGGGUAAAGGAGCGCCAUUGCCAUAUAGUGCACUGCUUAGCACGGCUGUCCUUGGAGCUAUUGUUGCUGGGACGUGGUUCGGGAUGGGGAGACCGAGGUGGGUGGAAGUCUCCGGAAUGGUUAGACGUAUCUUGUAG